Messenger RNA from Labrus bergylta (ballan wrasse), 2036 nucleotides. The record is from RefSeq and is a predicted model, not a curated record. NCBI's taxonomy places the organism in Eukaryota, Metazoa, Chordata, Actinopteri, Labriformes, Labridae.
AUGUGCCUGAAGGGUGGUGCUCAGAUCAGAUUAGCUGGAUCUACUCAUUGCUCUGGAAGAGUUGAACUCUUCUAUGGCAGUACCUGGGGAACAGUAUGUGAUGAUGACUGGGACUUAAGAGAUGCUGAGGUGGUGUGCAGACAGCUGAGCUGUGGGAAGGCACUGAGUGCUCCUGGAAGUGCCAGUUUUGGUGAAGGAGCUGACCCAAUCUUGCUGGAUGAUGUGGCCUGUUCAGGAAGUGAACGUUCUUUAACUGCGUGUCAAUCCAGCGAAAUGGGAAAACACAACUGUAAACACAGUGAGGAUGCUGGCGUGGUCUGCUCAGGUACUCAGAUCAGAUUAGCUGGAUCUACUCAGUGCUCUGGAAGAGUUGAACUCUUCAAUGGCAGUACCUGGGGAACAGUAUGUGAUGAUGACUGGGACUUAAGAGAUGCUGAGGUGGUGUGCAGACAGCUGAACUGUGGGACGGCACUGAGUGCUCCUGGAAGUGCCCUUUUUGGUGAAGGAGCUGACCCAAUCUUGCUGGAUGAUGUGGCCUGUUCAGGAAGUGAACGUUUUCUAACUGAGUGUCAGUCCAAAGAAAUGGGGAAACACAACUGUAAACACAAUGAGGAUGCUGGUGUGAUCUGUUCUGUUAGCAUCCCUAAGCCCAGCAUCUCCAUGAUACCUGUUGGUGAGGUUACCUGGGGUCAGGAUAUCGUCAUCAUUUGUUCCAUCACAGCUGAGCUUCUAGGUGGCACAUUCACUCUUCAGAAAAUCCCAGGCUCAUUCACAGUGACCCAAACACCAAGUUCCAACUCUGCUACGUUCAACAUUAUUCAAGUUGACUUUGAAAAUGAUGGAUCCUAUCAGUGUCAGUACGAGAAAAGCAUUUCAAGUCAAAAUUUCACCUCCGUCCUAAGUGACCCACUCAGACUCUCCAUCACUGUGAGACUGCAACAGCCGAGUAUCUCUCUCACAUCUCCUAACAGAGGGCUGGUCUGGAGUCCUGAAGGUGCAGAGGUAACCAGGGGUUACCGCUUUGUCCUCAUCUGCUCCAUUAACUGCAGCUAUCCUGAGGGCCAGUUCUUUCUCAUCUCCUCUGACUCAACCAUUGUUGCCGCAAAGCGAACAAUCAACCACUCGGCCUCCUUUGACUUCCCUGUAGCUGAUUAUAAACACCAGGGCAACUACAGCUUGUCUCUGUUGCCGAUGGUGUCCUCAGUAGCUGCUGGCUUCCUGCUGCUGCUGCUGCUGCUGCUGCUGCUGCUGGUGGUGGUCUGUCUGGUCUGCAGGAGAAGAAAACGAGCAAAGCAGCCAACCCUUGUCCACAACAAAUACAAUGUUCCAGGAAGGACCACUAGGAUGAGUAUUCUGUGUUUUAUUACAGAGCGUUGUGUGUCAGCCAUGAAGAGCAUACAACAGAGACACCUUUGCUUGACCCUGGUUUGUUUCUUCUUGAUUUCUUCUUUGCCUGCUGCAGGUUCUUCAAUCAGAUUAACUGGGUCUGGGUCUACUCAUUGCUCUGGAAGAGUUGAAAUCUUGCACAGUGGUUAUUGGGGAACAGUGUGUGAUGAUAAGUGGGAUUUAAGUGAAGCUGAUGUGGUGUGCAGACAGCUGAACUGUGGGACAGCACUGAGUGCUCCCCAUGAGGCCUUUUUUGGUGAAGGAACUGGUCAAAUUUUGCUUGAUGAGGUGGACUGUUCAGGAAGGGAAACUUCUCUUAUCGAGUGUCUGGCCAGAGAAAUGGGAAGACACGACUGUAAUCACAAUGAGGACGCUGGUGUGAUCUGUUCUGAAAGCCUCACAAAGCCAACCAUCUCCAUGAAUCCUGUUGGGGAGCUAAACUUGGAUCAGAGUGUCAACAUCACUUGUUCAAUCUCGACUCGGAUUUAUGAUGGAACGUUUUACUUGAGGAAGAUCCCAGGUCAUUCCAAAAUGACCGAACGGCCAAAUACAAAUUCUGUCACCUUCAAUAUCCAUAGAAUGAGCUUCGAUGAUGAGGGAUUGUACGCGUGUCAGUUCAAGAAAAGUGUCUCUGGUCAAGUCUUGACUGG